This is a messenger RNA of Microthlaspi erraticum, 2292 nucleotides long. NCBI's taxonomy places the organism in Eukaryota, Viridiplantae, Streptophyta, Magnoliopsida, Brassicales, Brassicaceae. The record is from the annotation of a GenBank genome assembly.
AUGUUUCCUAAACUCACAUCUAAGAUAGCCCGUCUUAACGAGUGCUAUCUCGGAUUCAACAAUUGGCGCCCACCGUGGGGCUGGAAACGCUUCUCGCUAUUCAUCUCGAAGAUAUCUAGAUUUUCACGAACUAGCAACGAUGGUAAACUCGAAAGAAAACACUCCCACCGGGAGCCCGUCUCCCUCAGAAGAAAACUGAGCGACAGUCUACCACGCACGAUAGACAAGUCGCUACCCGCUGAAGGCAGGGACAAGCCUGCUCCCUACAAGGAACCAUCUUCUCACCACAGAGAUCUGUCUCGCCGCGAAGAUCUGUCCCGCCGCGAAGAUCUUUCGCCGCAACGAUCCCCUCCGCCAAGAAAGGACGAGAGCCCCCCUCCGUCCGCACCACGCCGCUCGAGAAAAUCUUCCUCGAGCGACAAACCCCGCAGCUCGAAGAAAUCCUCCUCGAGCGAGAAGAUCCUCAAACUCAUGGAGAAUCUCGUCAAGCCGCUCGCCGACGGUUUCGAGUCAAUGCGAGCACAGCAGAAAAAGACUCAGGAACAGGUGGAAGCCCUAGCGCGAGAAGACGAUGAAGAUCCGUCAGAUCCCGCUGACGGAACAACACCACGUCCCGCGCAAUUCGACGAGGUCGAUUCGAAAGUUCAUCGCGCCACCAGCUCAGCUCCGGAAUUGACGAAAGCACUCGCCGAUACCCGAAGAAGCCCGCUCACCCGCAGGCUCCGCCAGAUUGAGCUACACGAAAGAGUUCGACUCAAAAUCGACUCUUACACCGGCGAAGAAGACCCCAAGAAGUGGCUAACCGCGUUCAACCUCGCCAUGAGGAGGGAGAAAUACAAAUCUUACGAUGAAAGGGAGGCCAACUACUGUCAAGUAUUCGUCGAGCACAUGGCGAAAGAUGCCUUGACCUGGUUCUCUAACCUCCCCGCCGAGUCGAUCGAUAACUUCGACGACCUAACCAAUGCUUUUCUGAAGCAUUACUCCAUGCACAUGACCCGAAUCACUCGGAACAUGUUCACCACAACGCAAACCCAAGGCGAACCAUUGCGCAGCUUUAUGGAAAGGUUCAAACAAGCAGCUCGCGACACUGGCGACAUGCCGGAUAGCGUCCCGGAUAGGUCAUCCUGUAUGAUAACCGAGCCAGUAUCAGACGACGAGACCAACGAGUCCAACGCAAUAAAACGAGCCGCCGCGACGCAGAAUGCAGAUCCCCCGAUCCAUCGGCAAAGGAACUCCGAGCCCGCCUGGAAAUCCGACUUAAGGUCCAGCUUUAGCACUAAACACAAGGAUCUCUCCGAUCUAUUCGAGAUGGAGCAACUCGAGGACGAACCGCUACGAAGCUACCUGAACAGAUUCAAGAGUGCGCUGCUCGACCUCAGGGACAUUCCGGGAGCACCCCCAAUCGCGGAACCGGUACUCGUCCAAGCCCUCGGAAACGGACUUCGAUACGAAUCCGGAUUCUGGGAAGAUAUCCGCAUCCGCCCCUCCCCAACUUUGAAGGACGCCUUCCUUCGCGCUGAGAAUUACAUCCGCCUCGAGCAAGACAUCCCGCAGCUACGGUUCGACCCCGAAGAUCCUCGGUUCCGGCUAAGAAACAAGAGAAAGUCAUCAUCCUCUCGCCCGGAGAAGUCCACGCAUAAAGCACCAAGGUGCCAUCACGAAUCUCUCCCUCGCCGAGACGACGCCCCUGUCUACGAUGACGAGACCAGGAGAAACAUGGAGAAUCGCGCGAAGACUGAUCGCCAUGCACCCCCGCAAUGCUCGUUCUCCGAUCAGGAGAUAUUCGAGAUCAUUGCCGAUAUUCGAAGAACUCCCCUGACAAGCCGCCUAUCCGAGGUACCACUGAAGAAGCGCGCUUCACUACACCUAAACUUCUACGACGGCCGAGAAGAUCCCAAGCAGUGGAUCACAUCCUUCAUGACGGCCAUGAGAAGACAGAAAUACACAUCGCCGGAAGAACAAAGCGCGCACUUCUGCCAAGCCCUCGCCGAACACUUGCGCGGCGACGCCCUAACAUGGUUCAGCAACCUCUGUGCCGACUCCAUCGACAGCUUCGACGAUCUAGCAGCCGCUUUCCUAAAGCAACACCUCCGUUUCGCAUUAGACGACCUCGUCUUUUGCAAAACCGAUGAUGAUACGAUCUAUGGUCUCGGCAAAUUCGGUUCCGACUGGGAAGGACCAUUCCGCAUCGCGAAAGUCGUCAAACCAGGUAUCUAUCAGCUAGAAGACAACCUCGGCACCACGUCCGAUCGCCUCUGGAGCUCGUCGGAUCUGCGCAAGUUCCAUGACUAG